Coregonus clupeaformis (lake whitefish) is the source of this 1613-nucleotide messenger RNA. RefSeq lists its product as uncharacterized. The coding region runs from base 459 to 1088 and encodes 209 amino acids. The record is from RefSeq and is a predicted model, not a curated record. Lineage: Eukaryota; Metazoa; Chordata; Actinopteri; Salmoniformes; Salmonidae. The transcript is spliced from 6 exons.
UUCCCUGAUGAGUCCUGUCUCUGCCAGUUCUGUGAUCGGUGGUUCAGACCAUGAGUCGGAUGAUACAAUCAUUUUGAGCGAGGAUGGAAGCCCCUCACGAAAGCGUCAAAUAUCUAAUGAUGAAGCAAAAAAUCUAAAAGAGAGCAUACUGAAGAAAAAGUCUGGUGGAGAGGUUGUUAUCAAGGUAUACUCCAAAACUAAAAGCCUGACUGACUGCACCAGACGAAAGAUGAUCAACAUUCUUGUUUCGGCUAUGACAGAGACAGGAUCAUUAUUAUGACCCUAAUAUUGGAGAAGGGUACCUCUCGUAUAGAAUCAAAACCGUUCAGAGGAAUUUGGCUUCAUCUGAGAAAUGACCCACUCAACUAUACUCUGGAGGGUCAACUGCUGAGAGGGAGUCCAGUCCAUCCACCUUGGUUACCCUGAAUGAAGACCAGUGCAGAGAGGCCAUUUCUCUUAUGAAGCAUUCUUCUGAUGAAGAAACAGUCAAACAGAAGAUGAAAUUGACCUUUGAGUACAGGAAGAAGAUGACCCACGACCCGAGUAAAUGCUCCACCAUCCUAACCGAAUUUCCACGCUUUCUGGAUGUGAAGAGCUUGAUUGAACAGGAUUUUGUGCUGCUGUUUGGAGAGGGAACAUCAGCCAAGUUUCUGGAAAGGUGGCCAACCACAUUCAAGCAAAAGAUCAUCAUGCUAAGGAAGACCCUAAGCAAGGCCACUCAGGGAGCUGAACUUCAGGAGCUGAUCCAGAUGGCAGAAUCUGCAGUUGAUGAGGGAGCUGACACGAAUGCUGAUGGAUGGGACGCUGACCUUUCCUCCAUCCUUCUCAUGCUCCAUUUGAUUCCUCCUUCAUCACAAGGCUGCAAAAAAACAGGCAAGAUGCCUGCAUCCCAAGCUGAACAGCAUCUUGUGAUGUUCCAAAAGGCAGGAACCAGUAUCCAGGAGCACCUUGAUGCGAUUGACCAGAGCCGCCAACCAUAUCUUCUUGCAGUCGGGACCAGGAAGAGCAGCAUCCAUGCUUACUUCAUCAUCCUGGACAAGCGAGCCUUGCCGUGCAAGUCAACGAGUGGUCUUGGUGCCUUCGAUUAGCUUUUCAAGACUCGCUUUGUUUUUGGUACUGCCUACAAUAAAAUGCUGCGCAACAUGUACACCUUCAUACAGUCAACCGUGUACAACAUAGACAUUGGGAAGGUUAAGGAGACUCCAAGGGUUGCUGAGCUCAGAGCUAGACUCCUGCACUAAUGCCGAUUAAGUUAUGAUGAUAUGUUUUGUUUGCCAUGCUAGUCAUGGAAGUACCAACUUGCUUGUGAGGCAUCUCAAGUUGAUGCAUGGAAUGUGCCCUGGUAGAACUCUUAGAUUAAAAUGUGGUCAAGCAGAUUGUUGUCGUGUAUUUGGUACAUUUUCAGGCUUUAGGAAGUAUUUGAACAGGUCACAUUCCGGAGACUGUCAAAUUUAGUUAAACGCUAACUUGGAUGCUAAUACAGCCGUUGAUAAUCAGCCAAGUAAUGCUGAUUUUCCUUCAAAUUCUAGUUGUAACCAUGUUGUACCAAUAUCUAACAAGAACACACUUGAUAUGUGUGCGUCUGCUAUUGCACAACUGCAGGCUGCAGGUGU